Molecule: messenger RNA, 6241 nt
Organism: Mesocricetus auratus (golden hamster)
Lineage: Eukaryota; Metazoa; Chordata; Mammalia; Rodentia; Cricetidae
Gene: Kcnma1
Product: potassium calcium-activated channel subfamily M alpha 1
Exons: 28
Coding region: 147-3854 (1235 amino acids)
Biological process (GO): transmembrane transport; potassium ion transport
Cellular component (GO): postsynaptic membrane
Molecular function (GO): large conductance calcium-activated potassium channel activity
Source: RefSeq, a predicted model, not a curated record
CCCAGGCGCCUCCCCGCCCCCCUCCCCGCGCUCCGCGGCGGCGGCGGCAGCAGUAGCAGCAACAUGGCUGUUGAUGGGUGUUCGGGGUGGCGCUGGCGGCGGGAGGAGCUCCCCCGAGCCCCUGCGCCGGCCGCCCGUUGCUAGCUAUGGCAAACGGUGGCGGCGGCGGCGGCGGCAGCAGCGGCGGCGGCGGCGACGGCGGCGGAGGCAGCGGUCUUAGAAUGAGCAGCAAUAUCCACGCGAACCAUCUCAGCCUAGACGCGUCCUCCUCCUCCUCUUCCUCCUCCUCUUCUUCUUCCUCCUCCUCUUCCUCCUCGUCCUCGGUCCACGAGCCCAAGAUGGAUGCGCUCAUCAUCCCGGUGACCAUGGAGGUGCCGUGCGACAGCCGGGGCCAACGCAUGUGGUGGGCUUUCCUGGCCUCCUCCAUGGUGACUUUCUUCGGGGGCCUCUUCAUCAUUUUGCUCUGGCGAACGCUCAAGUACCUGUGGACCGUUUGCUGCCACUGCGGGGGCAAGACGAAGGAGGCCCAGAAGAUAAAUAAUGGCUCCAGCCAGGCAGAUGGUACUCUCAAGCCAGUGGACGAAAAGGAGGAGGUGGUGGCAGCCGAGGUCGGCUGGAUGACGUCCGUGAAGGACUGGGCAGGUGUGAUGAUAUCUGCCCAGACAUUGACUGGCAGAGUUCUGGUUGUGUUAGUCUUUGCCCUCAGCAUUGGUGCCCUUGUAAUAUACUUCAUAGACUCGUCAAACCCAAUAGAAUCCUGCCAGAAUUUCUACAAAGAUUUCACAUUACAGAUCGACAUGGCUUUCAACGUGUUCUUCCUUCUCUACUUUGGCUUGCGGUUUAUUGCAGCCAACGAUAAGCUCUGGUUCUGGCUGGAAGUGAAUUCUGUAGUAGAUUUCUUCACAGUCCCUCCCGUGUUUGUGUCUGUGUACUUAAACAGAAGUUGGCUUGGCCUGAGAUUUUUAAGAGCUCUCAGACUGAUACAGUUUUCAGAAAUUUUGCAGUUUCUGAAUAUCCUUAAGACAAGCAACUCCAUCAAGCUGGUGAAUCUGCUCUCCAUAUUUAUCAGCACUUGGCUGACUGCAGCCGGGUUCAUCCACUUGGUGGAGAAUUCAGGGGACCCAUGGGAAAAUUUUCAAAACAACCAGGCGCUUACGUACUGGGAAUGUGUCUACUUACUAAUGGUCACAAUGUCUACAGUGGGCUACGGGGAUGUUUAUGCAAAAACGACGCUUGGACGCCUCUUCAUGGUCUUCUUCAUUCUCGGGGGACUGGCCAUGUUUGCCAGCUACGUCCCUGAAAUCAUAGAGUUAAUAGGAAACCGCAAGAAAUACGGGGGCUCCUAUAGCGCGGUUAGUGGAAGAAAGCACAUUGUAGUCUGUGGCCACAUCACUCUGGAGAGUGUCUCUAACUUCCUGAAGGACUUUCUGCACAAGGACCGGGAUGACGUCAACGUGGAGAUUGUCUUUCUUCACAACAUCUCCCCCAACCUUGAACUUGAGGCUCUGUUCAAACGACAUUUUACUCAGGUGGAAUUUUAUCAGGGUUCUGUACUCAAUCCACAUGAUCUUGCCAGAGUCAAGAUAGAGUCAGCAGACGCGUGUCUGAUCCUUGCCAAUAAGUACUGCGCUGACCCGGAUGCAGAAGAUGCCUCCAAUAUCAUGAGAGUGAUCUCCAUAAAGAACUACCACCCGAAAAUCAGGAUCAUAACUCAGAUGCUGCAGUAUCAUAACAAGGCCCAUCUGCUCAACAUCCCCAGCUGGAAUUGGAAAGAGGGCGAUGACGCAAUAUGCCUCGCAGAGCUCAAGUUGGGUUUCAUAGCCCAGAGCUGUCUGGCUCAAGGCCUCUCCACAAUGCUUGCCAACCUCUUCUCUAUGAGGUCAUUCAUAAAGAUUGAGGAAGAUACGUGGCAGAAAUACUACUUGGAAGGAGUCUCCAAUGAGAUGUACACAGAAUAUCUCUCCAGUGCCUUCGUGGGUCUGUCCUUCCCUACUGUUUGUGAGCUGUGCUUUGUGAAGCUCAAACUCCUGAUGAUAGCCAUUGAGUACAAGUCUGCCAACCGGGAGAGCCGAAUAUUAAUUAACCCUGGGAACCACCUUAAGAUCCAAGAAGGCACUUUAGGAUUCUUCAUCGCGAGUGACGCCAAGGAGGUUAAAAGGGCAUUUUUUUACUGCAAAGCCUGUCAUGAUGACGUCACAGAUCCCAAAAGAAUUAAAAAAUGUGGCUGCAGGCGGCCCAAGAUGUCCAUCUACAAGAGAAUGAGACGAGCAUGUUGUUUUGAUUGCGGACGUUCUGAGCGUGACUGCUCGUGCAUGUCAGGCCGUGUGCGUGGUAACGUGGACACCCUUGAGAGAGCCUUCCCGCUUUCUUCUGUCUCUGUUAAUGAUUGCUCCGCCAGUUUCCGUGCCUUUGAAGAUGAGCAGCCGCCAACGCUGUCACCCAAAAAAAAACAACGUAAUGGGGGUAUGAGGAACUCACCCAACUCCUCCCCGAAGCUGAUGAGGCAUGACCCCUUGUUAAUUCCUGGCAAUGACCAGAUUGACAACAUGGAUUCCAACGUGAAAAAGUACGACUCUACUGGAAUGUUUCAUUGGUGUGCACCCAAGGAGAUUGAAAAAGUCAUCCUGACACGAAGUGAAGCUGCCAUGACUGUCUUGAGUGGCCAUGUUGUAGUCUGCAUCUUUGGGGAUGUCAGUUCAGCCCUGAUUGGCCUCCGGAACCUGGUGAUGCCACUCCGUGCUAGCAAUUUUCACUACCAUGAGCUCAAACACAUUGUGUUUGUGGGCUCCAUCGAGUACCUCAAGCGAGAGUGGGAAACACUGCACAACUUCCCCAAGGUGUCCAUAUUGCCUGGUACACCAUUAAGUCGGGCUGAUUUAAGGGCUGUCAACAUCAACCUCUGUGACAUGUGCGUUAUCCUGUCAGCCAAUCAGAAUAAUAUUGAUGAUACUUCGCUUCAGGACAAGGAAUGCAUCUUGGCGUCACUCAACAUCAAAUCUAUGCAGUUUGAUGACAGCAUCGGGGUCUUGCAGGCUAAUUCCCAAGGAUUCACACCUCCUGGAAUGGACAGAUCAUCUCCAGACAACAGCCCAGUGCAUGGGAUGCUACGCCAGCCAUCCAUCACAACGGGGGUCAACAUCCCCAUCAUCACAGAACUCGUGAACGAUACUAAUGUUCAGUUUUUGGACCAAGACGACGACGAUGACCCUGACACAGAGCUGUACCUCACGCAGCCCUUUGCAUGUGGGACAGCAUUUGCCGUCAGCGUCCUGGACUCACUCAUGAGUGCGACAUACUUCAAUGACAACAUCCUCACCCUCAUACGGACCCUGGUGACAGGAGGAGCCACACCAGAGCUUGAGGCUCUGAUUGCUGAAGAGAAUGCACUUCGAGGGGGCUACAGCACUCCCCAGACGCUAGCCAACAGGGACCGUUGCCGAGUGGCUCAGUUAGCCCUGUUGGAUGGGCCCUUUGCAGACUUAGGGGAUGGUGGUUGUUAUGGAGAUCUGUUCUGCAAAGCUCUGAAAACAUAUAAUAUGCUUUGUUUUGGAAUUUACCGGCUGAGAGAUGCCCACCUCAGCACCCCCAGUCAGUGCACCAAAAGGUAUGUCAUCACCAAUCCCCCCUACGAGUUUGAGCUCGUCCCGACAGACCUCAUCUUCUGCCUGAUGCAGUUUGACCACAACGCUGGCCAGUCCCGGGCCAGCCUGUCCCAUUCCUCACACUCCUCACAGUCCUCCAGUAAGAAGAGCUCCUCUGUCCACUCCAUCCCGUCCACAGCGAAUCGGCCGAACCGGCCCAAGUCCAGGGAAUCUCGCGACAAACAGAAGUACGUUCAGGAAGAGCGGCUUUGAUAUGUGUAUCCACCGGCACCAUGCGUGAAACUGUAUCUGCUACUCAUUUCCCCAGUUGGUACUCCAACAGAGUAACUUCCCUGUUCCCUUAGUAGCCCCUCUUUUUUCUUUCCUUUCUUUUUCUUUCUUUCUUUCUUUUUUUUUACACAUUUUGCAUAUGUAUGAUAGUGUGCAUGUGGUUGUCAUUUUUAUUUCACCACCAUAAAACCCUUGAACACAACAGCAAAUAAGUGGAUGGACCAAAAGUUAUUUGUGAUUCUAGGGGGGAGAUAACCCAAAGGCAUCCUCCAGCUGUAAAUAGCUCACUAAGGGAAUGAGGUCACAGGUUAGGAGGCAGCACCUGUGAUCUGUGUCAGUUAGGCAAAGCAGGUUUUUUUUUUUUUUCUCCCGAUUUAUCAGGGUCAUCAGAAUGCUUUGAGCUUUGGGUUUUUUUGUUUGUUUGUUUGUUUGUUUUUGUUAUCUCUUUUUUCUCUCUCUUUUUAUACACACACUAUAAGUUAGCUUACGAUCAUUUGAAACAAGCAACCAAAAGCAAUGAAAUUGCAUUGAUCGUUUCCACUCUGGACUGAAGUAUGGUAAACAUUUGAAAAGCUUUCAAAGUGUGCACCGAAGAUGAUGAAGUAUCUGCUUGUUGUGAGAGAACAUCAGAUUUUUUUUACUUAUUCACCUAAACCUUUGUGUCUCCAAGCUAGCUUCUUCCAGGAGUUCAAGCGGAUGUUUCUAACUUUAAUGCGGAGAGAGAGAAACAGGUUUCUACUCCUGGAUGUAUCAAAUCCUAGCCAUUUCAUUUACCUGAAAAAAAGUUUGGUUGCAUAUUAAAUUCUUCUUCUGUCUCCUUAUGCUGCCAUAGGGAUAGCAAGUUUUUUUCUUUCACUGUUGACAUUUGGGAUGAAAAGCCAUAUGUAUCAUAAAUAUCAGAUGUAAGUCAUUAAGAACUGCCUUCCUGGGACUUUUACCUCUUUUAAAAGGUGAAUCACUUACCUUAUGUACAGAAUAAAUAAUGCUCAGAAAAGAGCAGGUAUUUUUCCAUGCAUUCUCAGGGGACCUUUUUACUCCCCUUUGUUUGACUAACGAGGGCCCCAAUGCCAGGUAGAAUUCAGGCUGGGGCACUGGUGGAAUGAGAGGGAGAAAGACUCAGUGGCAGAUAAUGUUUUUUGUAGGAGUUAGAUAAGCCAGGAUGUAGAAGGAUGGAGCCACAGUUGGUUGACUCAACAAAGACAAAAACUAGUGACCACAUUUAAAUUGCUGGCAUAUUGUGUGAUGCUCUGUCACAUAGCAGAAGGCUGGCAGGAAAAGUUGAGCAUAGAUAAGCCAAUUCUUAUGGAUAGGUGAGUGAUGGGGAGGGAGCUUCUCCCUGUCAUUUCAAGAUGGGAAGGAAAGGAUCACAACAGUAGGCCAAGCACAUUUCAGUGGAGUUUUUUUCUUUUGUUUUAUUUCUUUAUUUCCUUUUUAAAACUAUUAGUCAAAAAGGGAGGGUAGACUGAUCCAUUUUCCCCAAUAUGCAAUUAUCACAUGUUUUAUGCAUGAAAAUUAUGUUUUAGGAACAUAGGAGUUCUGAGUAAUUGGCCAACUUUACCAUAACCAAAUUCUGGUCUGGGUAGACUAGCCUUGAACACAUAUGAACCUAUUUGAAACUUUUACUUAGAAAUCCAUGGAUAGAAUAGAGGGCAGAAAGGAGGGGGAAAAUUCGUCAGAGCUGUAGCAUCUCUUUUAAAAAGGUGUUUUUAUGGUGACUGUUUGGGAUUUAUAUUUUGGAUCCCCUGUCCCCUCCAGCAUGAUGGUUUUGGAGAUUUGCUUGCUGUGUGAUUGACAAGCACUUUUACUGACAGAAAUGGUGAGGCUUGGUCAGAACCUCCACCUCCUCCUACACCAAAGACAGGGCCAGGGUAGUGCCCCAACCAGCAGUGGGUGGGAGUCAAUGUAUACGUGUAAAUUCAAAAGUCCUGUGAGUGCAAGUAUUUUUUUCAAAUUAUUUUGUCCUUGUGCAUUUUGAUUUAUAUAUGACAUAUAUCACUCUCUUUAUAUAUAUAACUAUAUAUAUAUAAAAGACUAUAUAUAUAACUAUAUAUACAUAUCCCUUAGUUUUGGAUCAUGAGAGAUCUUCAUGCAUUCUUUGCAAAGGAGGUUAUGAAAUUAUGCCCUCAGAACAUUUAUAACUAUAAGAAUGUGCCAGUUAAAGUGCUCAACAGGAAAUAUGACAGUUUAAAAGCAUUGUAAAACUCACAUAGCUUACUUCUCUCUCUAAAGUGCAACAAGGAUGACUAGAAUGGGCCAAGGUAUGACAAUUAAUGGUUCCUGCAUGACCUAGCCACUGCUGGGGGUUUCCUUCUAUAACGUUGUCCUUGUGAAACUUUUGUGGAAUUAAAAAAAAGGAGUUACAAAUUUUA